Messenger RNA from Aspergillus ruber CBS 135680, 1870 nucleotides. It is a transcript of the gene gmtA, whose product is annotated as GDP-mannose transporter. Gene Ontology annotation, molecular function: GDP-mannose transmembrane transporter activity; antiporter activity. The transcript is spliced from 4 exons. The record is from RefSeq and is a predicted model, not a curated record. Gene Ontology annotation, cellular component: Golgi apparatus. Bases 332 to 1465 code for a protein of 377 amino acids. NCBI's taxonomy places the organism in Eukaryota, Fungi, Ascomycota, Eurotiomycetes, Eurotiales, Aspergillaceae.
CUUCUUUCAGUCACCUCUCACGCACGUUUGUAUUCUUCUUCUUGUUCUCCUUCUCUUCUUCUUCCCUCGUCUUGCCUAACAGGAAGAGACUGUCGCUCGUUUAGUCGACUCUCUCGCUGCCCCUCGUCGCAUCCAUCCCUUUCCCUCACCUGGGAUUGUUUGACGGCCUGCGCUGUCAAGUGUCAACUUGCCUAGGUCGCCUUCAUUUAUUUAUUUAUUUAUUUAUUUUUUUUUUUUUGACCGACGACCGGCUUCUUAAGGUUACCAACAACCGGAUUGUUUACACCUUUUCCGUUCUGAAAAGCCCCGUUUUCCUCCGCACACCGUCACAAUGGCUGAAGACAAGAAGUCCGAUAACUAUACGAUCGAGAUGGACAAGCUGGAUCAGGGAAACAGUCGCACCUUUGAGGCACCUCCCCCGCCUCAGCCGCGAGCUGCUCCAGCGAACAACCCGAUCCUGCCGGUGCUGGCUUACUGCGGAUCUUCGAUUUUGAUGACUGUCAUGAAUAAAUAUGUCUUGUCCGGCACCAACUUCAACCUCAAUUUCUUCUUGCUUUGUGUGCAGUCCAUUGUAUGUAUUUCUGCGAUUCAGGGGUGUAAGACCGCUGGUCUUAUUAACUACCGUGAUUUCAACAGUGACGAGGCGAGGAAGUGGUUCCCGAUUACUCUGCUUCUGAUCGGUAUGAUCUACACCGGUACCAAGGCUCUUCAGUUCCUCUCGAUUCCCGUCUACACCAUCUUCAAGAACUUGACUAUCAUUCUUAUCGCGUACGGAGAGGUGCUGUGGUUUGGUGGCUCCGUUACUGGCUUGACGCUUUUCUCUUUUGGCCUGAUGGUGUUUAGUUCGGUUAUCGCCGCGUGGGCCGACAUCAGAUAUGCUCUUGAGAGCAGCGGAGACGCUACUGGCAAGAUCUCUACUUUGAACGCUGGAUACAUCUGGAUGUUGAUCAACUGUCUUUGCACGUCUUCCUACGUCCUUGGAAUGCGCAAGCGCAUCAAGUUGACCAACUUCAAGGACUUUGACACUAUGUUCUACAACAACUUCCUGUCGAUACCCGUCCUGGUCGUUCUCUCUGUCUUCACCGAAGACUGGUCGUCCGCCAACGUUGAGCGCAACUUCCCCCCUGCCCAGCGCAACAACAUCAUCUUCGCCAUGAUCCUCUCUGGUGCCUCAACCGUAUUUAUCUCCUAUACCUCCGCCUGGUGUGUCCGUGUGACCUCAUCCACCACCUACUCAAUGGUGGGAGCGCUGAACAAGCUUCCCAUUGCGAUUUCUGGAUUGAUUUUCUUCGACGCCCCCGUGACGUUCCCCAGUGUGUCGGCUAUCUUUGUAGGCUUCGUCAGUGGUAUCGUCUAUGCCGUUGCCAAGAUCAAGCAGAACGCUAAGCCCAAGACUGGUGCUCUACCAACUUCGAAUCCGGUCAGUGCUAGCAGCCAGAGCAUGAGAGAUUCGUUGCGGUCAUAGAUCCGCAUCCUAGCGGGCAUUAUGUCAUGGUGGCAUGGUUGUUUUUCUUGUUGCGACGUCUGGCAAUUAACUGAAUUGAUGUACUGGGUUUGAUUCUGGUGAUUCGCGUUGGUGGCUUCUCUUAUACAGCGCAUAUUAUUAUUACUUCAUUCUGGCAGCGCAGAGGCGCUCCGUUGUUGCAAGUGUUAUUCUUUUUUUAGUAAUAUUGUUACUUUCUUAUCCUUUUCUUUUUAUUUCGAUACGAUUCAGGUGUGUCUGUUAUUUACUGGCUUUGAAGCGAUGCUUGAAAAUAGACUCGUCGACGUUGGAUUAAAAAAAAAUAGUUUCAUUUCUUUGGUUUGUCUGUUUUCUGUAUAUAAUUUAUUUUUCUUUUAAUAGGUUAUAGAAUAUGUUGCUAUACGGUGU